AUGUCUAACGUCAGGAUGAAUCUAUCUGUCUUUCUUUUGCAGGCGUUUGCAACCUCAUUCGCUAUUGUAUUGAAUUGCAUUCUGGCAUAUUUUCUCUUCAACUUCCGACCGACGAUGUUCUUCGUGGUCGGCGCGUGUUUCGUCAUCGGAGCUGUAUUUGUGUACAGUAUCUACCCAUAUCGGGUUCGUCGUGAGCCUCAACCAACUUCCGAGGAGAUGGCAUCAUUGAAGGAGAGCAACGAAAAGGAGGCAGUUUAG
Messenger RNA from Cooperia oncophora, 258 nucleotides. NCBI's taxonomy places the organism in Eukaryota, Metazoa, Nematoda, Chromadorea, Rhabditida, Trichostrongylidae. The record is from the annotation of a GenBank genome assembly.